This is a messenger RNA of Lathyrus sativus (Indian pea), 1617 nucleotides long. The record is from the annotation of a GenBank genome assembly. NCBI's taxonomy places the organism in Eukaryota, Viridiplantae, Streptophyta, Magnoliopsida, Fabales, Fabaceae.
AUGGGAAUUUUAAGUACUAUAACUGGUUUCUUGGGAUUUGGAAUUGGAACUUCAAUUGGAUUAUUCAUUGGUUAUUAUAUUUUUAUAUACUUUCAAUCAAUUCAUGUUAAGGAACCUACAUUUAGUCCUUUGGUUGAACAAGAUUUGAAAACUGUGCAACAAUUGCUACCAGAGAUACCUCUUUGGAUUAAAAAUCCAGAUUAUGAUCGUCUUGAUUGGCUUAAUAAAUUUGUUGAGUAUAUGUGGCCUUAUUUGAAUAAGGCAAUUUGUAAGACUGCAAGAACUAUAGCAAAGCCAAUUAUUGAUGAACAAAUUCCAAAGUAUAAAAUUGAUUCAGUUGAAUUUGAGGAACUUAACUUGGGUUCUUUACCACCAACUUUUCAAGGAAUGAAAGUGUAUAGUACAGAUGAAAAGGAAUUGAUUAUGGAAUUAUCAAUGAAAUGGGCUGGGAAUCCUAACAUUAUAGUUGCAGUUAAAGCAUUUGGAUUGCGAGCCACAGUUCAGGUUGUUGAUCUUCAAGUAUUUGCUUCUCCGCGCAUAACACUAAGGCCUUUGGUUCCUAGUUUUCCUUGUUUCGCCAAUAUUUACGUGUCUCUCAUGGAGAAGCCACAUGUUGAUUUUGGACUAAAACUGCUUGGAGCUGAUGCAAUGUCUAUUCCGGGUCUUUACAGGAUUGUUCAGGAAAUUAUAAAAGAUCAAGUUGCAAAAAUGUAUUUGUGGCCUAAAGCAUUAGAGGUGCAAAUAAUGGAUCCAUCAAAGGCAAUGAAAAAGCCAGUUGGAAUCCUUCAUGUGAAGGUUGUGAGAGCAUUGAAGCUUAGAAAAAAAGAUAUACUGGGAGCAUCAGACCCUUAUGUGAAACUUAAACUUGAAGACGAUAAACUUGGUUCAAAGAAAACAACUGUGAAAUACAAGAACUUGAAUCCAGAAUGGAAUGAAGAAUUUAAAGUGGUGAUUAAAGAUCCAGAAUCUCAAGCCUUAAUGCUUACUGUUUUUGACUGGGAAAAGGUUGGGAAGCAUGAGAAGAUGGGUAUGAAUAGAAUUCCCUUGAAAGAUCUUACACCAAAUGAACCAAAUGAACUUACUUUAAAAUUACUCAAGACAAUUGAACCUAAUGAUCCUGAAAAUGAGAAGUCACGAGGAGAGCUCGUCGUGGAGGUUACGUACAAUCCUUUUAAAGAAGAUGAGUUAUCUAAGAAUGCAGAAGACACAAAUGCAAUAGAAAAGGCUCCUGAAGGAACACCUGCUACUGGUGGUUUGCUUGUGAUUACCAUUCAUGAAGCUGAAGAUCUUGAAGGAAAACACCAUACAAAUCCGUUUGCGCGACUCUUAUUUAAAGGAGAGGAAAAAAAAACUAAGCAUGUAAGGAAAAAUAGAGAUCCAAGAUGGGGUGAAACAUUUGAAUUUACGCUAGAUGAACCCCCCACAAACGAGAAGAUUUAUGUUGAAGUGAUAAGUGCCUCCUCAAAGCUAGGUCUACUCCAUCCUAAGGAAACACUAGGAUAUGUGGAAAUAAAUUUAUCUGAUGUUGUUAGCAACAAUAGAAUCAAUGAGAGGUAUAAUCUUAUUGACUCUAAAAAUGGAAGGAUUCAAAUUGAGCUUCAAUGGAGAACUCCCUAA